GAUGGGUGGGCGGUAUAUCGAUAAGGCCGCCAUAGAUUCUAUACAACUUCAAAUAAAACUGUAUGUUGGAAAUUUUCUGUUUUAUUUUCAUCGGAAUUUUUUAACAAACAACACAACGAGAAACACUUUUUAAAAUCGAAUGGAGUCCACUGCAGAAACCCCAUUAAUUGAUGGCGUUGCCGCGGCGUCGCAAGACGAAAAUAAAGACGCCACCAAUGUACACAUGAAUUUUGAUGCGGCUGGCACACCGGUGGCCCUAAAAACCCGCGGCGCCCUUCGACAUAGGAUGGAGACCACCGCAGAAAAGGUAUCGCCCUCGAAGGCUGGUAGGAACACCGAACCACCGCCUAAGAUCCUGGGCACUCCUAGUUCGCGCUUGGCGCUUAGCAGUGAGACGCCAAGGCGCAGUUGCCGCAAAAGUGUGCGACCAGCAAUAGAUUACGAUGACAUUGUCCGAUCAGCCAAAAAGUUGAUUCCCGAGGAGCAUCCUAAUGAUGAGGAUGAUGAUGAGAGCACGGCCCAAAAGUGGAAUUUAGCUGAAGUUGGUCGCAGCAACUCGCGCAAACGCAACCGUAAGUCGAAACGGUCAGCUAAAAAUAAACAAAAAACGGGCGAUUUGGACACUGGAAUGCCAAAGGAUGCUGGAAAAGAGGAGGAAUUAGAAAAAAAAGAGGAAAAGAAAGAGGAUGACGAAGUGGACGAGAAGCUGGAGAUCCUUGAGGAAAACGAAGAGAAGUCGGAGAUCCUUGAGGAAAACAAAGAGAAGUCGGAGAUCCUUGAGGAAAACAACGAGAAGUUGGAGAUCCUUGAGGAAAACAAAGAGAAGUCGGACAUCCUUGAGGAAAACAAAGAGAAACCGGAGCUCCAAGUGGAAACUGAGGUUGUUUCCGUAAGCAUUCCUGAAGAUAUUGAUCAAAUAGGUGAGACCCCACUUAGCCAGGUAUGCAGUGAUGAACCUGAAAGCGAAACCACCAAGCCAAUAUGCGGCACAAUUCAAUCGUCAUGUAAAGUAAGCGAUGAGGAUAUAGAUGAACUGGGCCUAUGUCCACUCAGUCAAGAAAGCAAUAUUGAUCCAACCGAAGGUAUUAACCAAAAUGAUGAAGCAAAGGAUGCAGACGGACUUGGUCCUUGCUCAAUGGAAAUUGAAACUGAGGUCUUGAAAGAAGUCGACGAGCAUAACCCAAAGUUUGAAGAAGACUUGGAAGACAUGCCUUCGCUCAUCAUGAUUGAUGACGAAGAAUCGGUAGCGGCAGAAAAUGGACAACUUAAUACAACUUUCGAUGCGGAUGAUAUAAGAAAGGAUGAAAGUGUGAUCCUUGUUGAAGGAUCUCCCCUACAGAAGCCGUCGAUUAAAGUGGUGCUCACAACAGAAGACAACACAAGUGAAACUCUCUUGAACACGGAAAAUUCUUCACCCAUGCUUCAGCACUUAAGCAAAAAGGGAUCUAAAGGAUUUCGUUUCCCAACGCCGUUUAAAGGCAAGGCAUCCUUUAAAUUCUCUGAUGAACAUAAAACUCCGUUUGAUAACGAUUUAUUUAAGAAGUGUUCGAGCGAGAUGCUUGAUUUAAAGGAACCGAAGCAUGAGCGACGCCGUUCGAAGUCUGCAAGCCACGUAAAUGAUGUUCUAUCCAAGACGGUUUCUUUUCAAAGCCCCAUUGAGAUUGCCAGUGUGACUGACAUAGACAAGCGCUGGGAGGUACUGAACAAGAAGAAUAUCACAAGCCGCCGCAAGCGAUCGAAGUCUUUGGAAGAGAACCCCUCUAAACUAAGCCGAAUUCCCAAGCCCAAAAUAGUUGCGAUCGGCAAAGUGGUGACACCCAGCAAGGUAAAACGUGCAAAACUACCCAAUUUUGCGGCUAUUCACGAAAAACAGUUCUCCAAGAUGGAAAGCCUUGUGGACCACGUCGAACGAAAAGCGGAGCGCGCCAAAGUUCUCACAAACUCUGCUCUAAAACUAGCAUCGGGAACCAAGAAACAUCAAGCCACUUCCUUAAAGGAAGAUUAUGCCGUCCGUCCAAAGGCCCUUAAGAAAAUUGAACUUUCCGCUAAAACUGUCGCUCCGCUUGAGGCUUCAAAGGAAAAGGCACUUCCUUCACGCUUGCCUCUGAAAAACGCCGCCAAUGGGCCGUCUAGGCCCGCGUUUAAUUUGUCCACCUCAGUUGGGUCAUCGUUUAAUACAACCUUGAGUAGCAGGCCGGCGCUGGAUAAGCUGGCUGAAAGGAAACAGAGGCACAUGGAAAUGUUUAAGGGCAGGACCACGGAUAAAAAUAAAAGGGGAGACUUGAUUAAGGGUGUGCGUUCUAACCGCCGUUUUGAACUGCAAAUGCAGCAUCGUCGCCACAUCACAGAGGAAUAGAAUUGUAUCUUUAUUCGUUUUUAUAAUUAAAUAUGUAUGUAAUUAUCUCAUAUCGUUUUUCAGAUCUUUGCAGUUUUAUUUGCAAAAAAAUGUUUCUCUCCUUUUUGGAUCAAAUAAAUUUGUUUUUUAUAUUCUCUUCUA
This is a messenger RNA of Drosophila ananassae, 2497 nucleotides long. It is a transcript of the gene Mink, whose product is annotated as myb-like protein X. The transcript has 4 exons. The record is from RefSeq and is a predicted model, not a curated record. Gene Ontology annotation, biological process: mitotic chromosome condensation; mitotic cytokinesis; establishment of mitotic spindle localization. Gene Ontology annotation, molecular function: microtubule binding. Gene Ontology annotation, cellular component: nucleolus; mitotic spindle; microtubule. Lineage: Eukaryota; Metazoa; Arthropoda; Insecta; Diptera; Drosophilidae. Bases 140 to 2356 code for a protein of 738 amino acids.